Messenger RNA from Dovyalis caffra, 507 nucleotides. NCBI's taxonomy places the organism in Eukaryota, Viridiplantae, Streptophyta, Magnoliopsida, Malpighiales, Salicaceae. The record is from the annotation of a GenBank genome assembly.
AUGAGCAGCCUCAAAAUGAAUAUCGCAUCCUUGUUAGUAUUGUUCACGGGGGUGGUGGUUUUAACCACUCCCUCUUUCGCAGAUUACUACAAACCGCCUAAGUAUGAACCUAAGCCACCUUAUUUGAAGCCUCCUAAGGUAGAGAAGCCAUUCCCAGAACACAAGCCACCAAAGAUAGAGAAGCCACCAAUCUACAAGCCUUCAACGAUAGAGAAGCCACCAACCUACAAGCCACCAAAGAUAGAGAAGCCACCAAUCUACAAGCCUCCAAAGAUUGAGAAGCCACCAAUCUACAAGCCACCAAAGAUAGAGAAGCCACCGAUCUACAAGCCUCCAAAGAUAGAGAAGCCACCGAUCUACAAGCCACCAAAGAUGGAGAAGCCACCAAUCUACAAGCCUCCUAUUAAAGUGAAGCCACCACCUUAUCACAAGCCAUUGCCUCCUUAUGGUCACUCUCCAGGACACCCUGCAGUUGAAAAUGCUGAAUAUAACAAGCCAAACAACUGA